GUUCGGCAAUCGCCACAACUGAAGCAAACCGAGCUCAAAAAACGACGACAACCAACAUCCCCAUCGACAACACAACCAAAGUCGAAGACAGACCAACCAACCAACCCACGAGAACGCAGAGAAGCAGAGCGGGGCGACUUGGGGUCUCCACUGUCACACAAACGCAACCACACACACACAAUGUCGUACGAUCGUGCGAUUACGGUGUUCUCACCGGAUGGCCAUCUGUUCCAAGUCGAGUAUGCACUGGAGGCGGUUCGCAAGGGAACAACAGCGGUUGGCAUCCGUGGCAAGGACUGUGUCGUGCUGGCGGUUGAGCGCCGGUCGGCCAUGAAGCUGCAGGACACACGCACCGUGAGGAAGAUUGCCUCCAUCGAUGAUCACAUUGCCGUCGCCUUUGCUGGCCUCACUGCAGACGCGCGCGUCCUUGUCAACAAGGCCCGUGUCGAGAGCCAGAGCCACCGUCUCACCGUCGAGGAUGCACCCACCGUCGAGUACAUGACCCGCUUCAUCGCCGCCACAAAACAGACAUACACACAGAGCAAUGGCCGGAGACCAUUUGGUGUUUCCGCGCUCAUUGUUGGCUUCGACCCAGAUGGCACACCCCGCCUGUUCCAAACAGAACCAUCAGGAAACUACUCUGCAUGGAAGGCGAAUGCGAUUGGCGGCCCACGUGCCAAGACGUGCCGGGAGUACCUUGAGAAGAACUUUACUGACGAGGCUGUGGAGACGCAGGAGAAGGCGCUGCUGCUGGCAGUCAAGGCCCUGCUCGAGGUGGCCCAGUCUGGCAGCAAGAACAUCGAGGUCUCGGUCAUGCGCAAGGACACAACACUCAAGGUGUUGUCGAGUGAGGAGAUUGAAGCUGUGGUUGCCCAAGUUGAGGCUGAGAAGGAAUCGGAUACCGCCGAGGCAGCAACGGCGUCAGCGUCGUCUUGAAUGCGAAGCGUGCGGCCUGUCACGCAACCCGUUUCUUCCUUUGUGUUUGUUACAAUCACCAUUAUACACACUGGAAACACCGUGCA
Salpingoeca rosetta is the source of this 1022-nucleotide messenger RNA. RefSeq names its product Psma7 protein. Lineage: Eukaryota; Choanoflagellata; Craspedida; Salpingoecidae. The transcript has 5 exons. Bases 181 to 936 code for a protein of 251 amino acids. Gene Ontology annotation, biological process: ubiquitin-dependent protein catabolic process. Gene Ontology annotation, cellular component: proteasome core complex, alpha-subunit complex; nucleus; proteasome core complex. The record is from RefSeq and is a predicted model, not a curated record.